UGAAGCCAUGUUUUUGCUUACAAACAAGUAACGUUUACCGCCCCGAUCCGAGCUCCGUGAGCCCGUGGCCGCAUCAGUGGAGAACGACUCCCGCAUUCUCGUUUCAUUGAUUUGGAUAUACCUAAUAUCCAAUUGGAUGUUAUGGGACAAAUAGUGUGUUGAUUAGUUUUUUAAAGAAAUCUGGGAUACCUAGAAGCAUCCUACGCGGCACUCCUCAGGCAGGAAAGAUAAACAUAUAGUUUUGUGCGACGGAGAUUCUGGGAUUUUCUGCUAUUCAGAGAAUGAGUUUCGGGGUGAGCUGGUGAAUCAGCGGUGGACGCGAGGCGAGAGGAUCAGCCGCUGCGGACCCACACUCCGACUAAAGAGCCCGCCAAUCAACAUGAGUCUGGACACUGACGACAAGCGCACCCGCACACGGUCCAAAGGGGUCCGAGCUGCUGUAGAUGUAGUAGGACAAGACCUCAGCUGUCCCACCCCAGGAUGCAAUGGCUCUGGCCAUAUCAGUGGGAAAUAUGCCCGACACAGAAGUGCACUCAGCUGCCCCUUGGCCCGGAAGCGCCGUCUUCAGGAGGCAGAGCUCGAGCAGGAGCAGCCCGCCUCCAAGAGGAAGUCCCACCCCCUCAAGCUGGCCAUGGACGAGGGCUACAGCGCGGACAGCGACGGGAGCGGCGAGGAGGUAGAGCCGAAGGAGGAAGAGGAUGAGGAAGAAGAGGAGAGAGAGGAGGGAGAGCAGGAGGUCACAGAGUCCCAGCAACAGCAGCAGCAGCAGCAGCAGCCACAGCAGCAGGAACAGUCUCAGGAAAUGGAGGAGGAGCCAGAGGGCGAGGAGGAGGAGCCACAACAGCCGGAACAGAGGCACGAGGAAGAGGAGGCUGAUGAAGAGGAGUGUGUGAUCAUUGAGUCGUCGAGCACACAGAAGCCUAAAGGCGAGGACUACUCCAGAUACCAGCAGAUGGCAGCCAGUUCCCUGCUCAACCUGAGCCAGGUGACCGAGAGGCCGCCCAGUCCUCCGCUCGUCUCGGAGGCGGAGAGGAACGGCCAGGGAGGCUCUGAGCACUCAGCCACGGAGGACGAGGACGAGGAAGAGGAGGAGGAGGAGGAAGAGGAGGAGGUAAAGAGAGGUGAGACGCGAGGCAGUGAGAAUGGAACAGAGGAAGUGAGCAGUGUGAUCUCUCGGCCGGUCAGUGAGGAGGAAGGCGGCAAAGAGCAGGCUGAGGAAGAGGAGGACGAGGCGGAUGAAGAGGAGCCAGCGGAGGCAGGAGAGAGGCCGAAAGAGUCGGACCACCAGUACUUCAGCGAGGAGCUGCACCAACACCCCGAGGAUCAGCAGAAGCAGGAGGAAGAGGAGGAGGAAGAGGAGCUGGAGGAGGGAGAGGUGACCGGACCGCAGCCAAACCAGCCGAGAGAGGAGGAGGAAGACGAUUAUGAGGAUGAAGAGGAUGAAGAAGAAGGCUGUGGUGAACUAGUGGAGCGAGGAGAGUUCAUCACCCACGGGCGCCCCAACAUCAUCACCAGCACCCACAUUGCCAUGACGGCACACAGCACCCCGGAAAGCCGCAGCAACGGCCACGGGGAUCUGGAGGAGCGGGAGAACUACAUUACCCACGGUGCCUCCCCGCUGCACGUGCCCAUCCUUCGCAAAGCAGGCUCAUCACCUGUGGUCAUUGAGGUGCGCUCGGAGGGCUCGGAGAGAGACGAGGACGGUGAUGACGAAGGCGAGGACGACGACAGCCUAUCGCAUCGCUCGGCCAUCACCGACACCGAGUCGGAGAUGUACGACAUGACGCGCGGCAACCUGGGCCUCCUGGAGCAGGCCAUCGCCCUGAAGGCCAAGCAGGUGAGGGGGCCCCGGGGCCCACUGGGGGCCCACCUGCCAGAGCAGCAGCAGCACCACCGUUACUUCACCUUCGACGAGAGGCCCAGCCCUAAGCACCUGGACGGCCUGCGCAAGAGCUACUACAGCAAAGAUACCCCCAGACCGGAGAAGCGAGAGAUCAAAUGCCCCACCCCGGGCUGCGAUGGGACGGGCCACGUGACUGGCCUCUACCCCCAUCACCGCAGCCUUUCCGGCUGCCCCCACAAGGACCGGAUCCCACCUGAGAUCCUGGCCAUGCAUGAGAAUGUGCUGAAGUGCCCCACACCCGGCUGCACAGGACAGGGUCACGUCAACAGCAACCGCAACACCCACCGCAGCUUGUCAGGUUGCCCCAUCGCCGCAGCCGAGAAGCUGAACAAGAGCCACGACAAGCAUCUUACCCAGCCUAUGAGCGACCAUCCCAAAGGAAGCCCCAACUCUGACCGCGUACUCAGGCCCAUGUGUUUUGUGAAGCAGCUCGAGAUUCCGCACUAUGGCAGCUACAAACCCAAUGUGGUGUCCACCACGCCGCGCGCCAACCUGGCCAGGGAGCUGGAGAAGUACUCCAAGGUGUCCUUCGAUUAUGCAAGCUUCGACGCCCAGGUGUUUGGCAGGCGCAUGCUCGCUCCAAAGAUGCAUACCAGCGAAACCUCACCCAAAGCCUUCAAAUCCAAACUCUCCUUCCCCAGAGCCCCCUCUCCCAGCCACGGUCUGCAGGGUGGCUUCGUCAAGGGCGUCCCCUCUGCCUACGACUACUCCCACGACGCCGAGGCCGCGCACAUGGCCGCCACCGCCAUCCUCAACCUGUCCACGCGCUGCUGGGAGCGUCCCGAGAACCUCAGCACCAAGCCCCAGGACAAGACUAUGGAGAUUGAAGUGGAUGAGAAUGGGACUCUGGACCUGAGUAUGAAGAAGCCCAUGAAGCGUGAGGGCAGCGUGUCGGGGGCCAGCCCCGGUGUCCGCUCGCCCGAUCCCUCGUCCUCAUCCUCGUCCUCGCUCCACUACGGACACAGCGGCAUGACCUCGCCACACUCCGUCCACGCCUACAAGCAGGAGGAGUGGGACGGCCCACUGGACUACACCAAGCCCAACCGCCAGCGCGAGGAGGAGAUGGAGGAGAUGGAACACACAGCACAGUCCUUUGCCUCGUCCGACCCCGAGGACUGUGAGAUGAUGCAGGACUGCUUGGAGGACAGGAAAUACCCUGGAGAGGUCACGACCCCCAACUUCAAGGUUAAGUUCCAGUCACCCAAGGACAUCAAGAAGGACCUGCUGUCGUGCCCCACCCCUGGAUGUGAUGGUAGCGGCCACAUCACUGGAAACUAUGCAUCACAUCGCAGCCUGUCUGGGUGUCCUCUUGCUGAUAAGAGUCUGCGGUCCCUCAUGGCAGCCCACACUCCUGAACUCAAGUGCCCCACUCCUGGAUGUGAUGGUUCUGGUCAUAUCACUGGUAACUACGCCUCACACAGAAGUUUGUCUGGUUGUCCUCGUGCCAAGAAAAGUGGAAUAAAAACGACUCCUACCAAGGACGACAAGGAGGACUCCGAGCUCAUAAAAUGCCCAGUGCCUGGCUGUGACAGCCUGGGCCACAUCAGUGGGAAGUACGCCACCCACCGCAGUGCCUACGGCUGCCCACUGGCCGCGCGCCGGCAGAAGGAGGGCCUGCUCAACGGCACCCCCUUCUCCUGGAAGGCCUUCAAGACCGAGGGCCCCACCUGUCCCACGCCAGGCUGUGAUGGCUCGGGCCACGCCAACGGCAGCUUUCUCACCCACCGCAGUCUCUCUGGUUGUCCUAGAGCCUCUCUCACCAAGAAGAAGACCCGCCUGCCUGAGGACGAUUACCUCAGCACCAAGUUCAGGGCUAGCGAUGUCCUUGACAAUGAUGAAGAUAUCAAACAGCUGAACAAAGAGAUCAAUGAGCUCAGUGAGUCCAACAAUGAGAUGGAGUCAGACAUGGUCAAUCUCCAAACACAGAUCUCGUCCAUGGAGAAGAACCUGAGGAACAUUGAGGAGGAGAACAAGCUAAUUGAGGAGCAGAAUGAGGCUCUGUUCAUGGAGCUGUCCGGCCUCAGCCAGGCCCUCAUCCGCAGCCUGGCCCACAUACGCCUGCCCCACAUGCGUGAGCCCAUCACCGAGCAGAACUUCGACAGCUAUGUCAGCACACUGACUGACAUGUACACCAACAAGGACUGCUACCAGAACCCAGAGAAUAAGGCUCUGUUGGAAACCAUCAACCAGGCUGUCAAAAGCAUCAAGGUCUGAGGGGCACGACGCACGACCAGAAGAGAGGAAGAAGAAGAAGAAGAAGAAGAAGAAGAAGAGGAGCGACUACAGUAUAAAUAAUUGGAGUUCUGAUCUGUUGUGAAAUGUGUUUGAAGGAGAGAGGAAAAAAUGGGGGGCAUUCAGGUUAUUUUUCAAAUGCCGACUUAAACCCCAACCGUCAUCCCAAGGAGUGUUCUGUGACACAGUCAGCAUGUCAGGCGAUGGGGGGAUUGAGGGCCAAAAUUGACAAAAGCUGCUGGCUAUGGACCGAAAAGCAUGGGCAGCCCAGAACAAAAUUCUUCAGUCUGGUUCACGCAAUGGCAUAUCUGUAGAGUACUUUUUUUAUUUUACAAGCGUUCCUUUUUUUUAAUUCUGUUUUUUUUUUUUUUUUUUAAACCCAUGAUCAUGAGCGAUACCUGUCAUCUUCGUUCACCAAACAUGGUGGGCACCAGAUCAGGAGCGGAAGUGUGCAGUGAGGAAGAGUUACUUGAUGUCAGCAGCACCUGCCAUCAGAGAGGCGGAAAGGGGAGGAGGAAGAACCAGCCAAUGAAAUCAAAUCUUGUGCGGUGAUCCGAACGUGCAUCAGGGAGGUAUCUACUACAUGAAAAGUCAAUCAGCUUGCAGUAAACUGUCAAGUUUCUCUACCAGUGUACAUAGCAAACGUACGUGAAGAAGGAUAGCUGUGCAACUGCAGAUCCACUUCCAGAGGCGGAAAGUCUUUUGCUCAAUAGAAUGGCUUGGCCUGGUCAUGGUAUGGAAUCCUAUUCACCACAUCUUUCUGAAGUUACCGAGGAAAGAAAGAGAGAGAGCAGGACAGGUUGUGAAGGAAAAGAAAAGAAAAAGAAAGAAAGUCCUUACAAAUGCAGUGGAGGGAAAUCUGAAGAGGAGUUCACACUAAAGCUUACGGCUUCCGACCGCUUUAAGAUUGCCUUCCUGGACACUGAGGAGGAACGUUAUCUCCUAGUGCAGUUCCAUUACCAGUCCUUUGACAUCAGUCUCCUAUUGUCCUACUGUGGGGUCAGAUAUGGUACUCCAGCAUCCCACAUAGCCUCUGUCCUUCAGGUUAUCAUCCACGAUUAAAAGAUGAAGAGUUUUGCUGCAGCCACUAGAUUACAUGUUUUAUCUGCUGUCUCUAGUGUGGGAGGCAGACCUUGUAAAUAUAUUUCAGUUACACUCAGUCAUAUCAAUGCUAUUUAUGAACGUUAAAAACUGCACUUCAUCGUAGUUUAUAGUGUAAUUAUUAUUGGUAUAUAAAUUAUUUAAGAUCUCUAAAAGGAUCAUAUUGUAAUUUAUUUCUAUUUUAUUACUAUUUUAUUUGAAUGUUGCCUAUUUAUUUUUUAUUUGUAUCAUUUUUCCUAUUUAAAAUUCCUAUUUAAAAACGCAAUGCAGCCCAUAGUUUUUUUUUUUCCUGAGGCCAUGGAAUAUGGGAAGAUAUCAAUAUUUAAAAAGAAGCUAUAUAAUGACCAACCACGCAUACUUAUUUUGUAUAUCUUGUUUUCCUUUGAAGAUAGUUUUUUAACAUUUUUAAGUGCAAAUAUUUUUAACAGACAAAUUUUGAUAGUUUUAUAAAGUUUUUUUUUUCAUCUUAUUGUUUCUGCUUUCUGACACCCAUAACUAAGGGAAUAUUUCAAAAUGUAUUUAUUAUUUAUUUAAUAUUUAAUAACUAAUUGACUGUGACGUUGUAUAUUUUGUAAUGUCUAUGUGUUUGUGAUGACUGGGUCUGAGUAGUCUUAAAAUCCUGCUGAUAUUUAAAUAAAGAAAAAAAAUCUAUGGGGAAAAAGUAUAAAUAGUGUUUGAUUAUCUGAGGCUCACUUGGCAGAUCUACAGUUCUUUCUGGAGAACAAAAAUUGGAAAACAAAAAUACAUCCUCAACAAAAAUCUUUUUUUAGUGCCGCAGGGGCUCACCUUUGACCCAGUUAAAAUGUCAGAAAAUGUUGUUUUCCCAGUAGAAACCUGGAUAGAAAGAACCUGACAUUCUUUCAAACAUCACCUUUGCUGCCAAGACCGCCUCACCCAAAACUUAAAGAGUUAAAUUACACCAUUCCUUGAGAUUCUUACUACUCCCAUCCCUCUUGAAGCGACAUUUUGUUCAGGAUCUGUCAGACAUGGCAGAGACAUUAAAAAGCAAGCUGAUAUCAGAUGCGUAUAUACCCUUGUAGCCUUAUUCUUCAGUUCCGUUGCUCACGCACAAAGUGCCACUAGCCCUUUUUCUUUAUCAUUCAGCAGCUACCCUUGGGUCACGUGACCAUGGCAUAGAGUCUUGAUUGUUACAGAUGCCUUUAUACCGCCAAGAUGGCCAUAAAUACACUAUGUAUACACACUGUAUAAAAAAAGAUUAAACUCUAUAUAUACAAAGAUAUAAAACAUACAUAUAUUUUUUCAGUGUAAUUGUUAACUCUUUUUCUCUUGUUGUAGCUUCUCAGAAGAAACAAAAAAAAAAUAUCAGUCCAAAAGCUGUGAGAAUAAUUUUCAAUAGGAGGAAAUUUCAAACCUAAUAAUGGCCCAGUCAACUGUGCUUUAAGGAUACAUGUGUACUAUGGUCAGUCAGUCAGAUUUCUAAAGUUCUAGAAAGCCGGGAUUCUUUGUAUAGUUUCAUAUCCCUGUUCAUUUGUCAUCAGUCUACACAGGAUGUAACUGUGUGUAUUGUCAUAUCCUUGUCAUUUGAUCUGGUGAUGACUAAAUCCUAUAUUGUGUGUUCCUUGCAUUUGAGUGCACAAGCAUGUGCAUAUGGUGUAGAUGCAGUUCAUGCACAGCGAGUACUCCAUGGUGGUGAUACUUGUACGUCCUUAGUAUUGUACAGUGUUGUGAAGUUACAAUGGAAGAAACUGGAGUUGUGUUUCAGAUACUGAUCCCAAGAAUUGUGUCAACAAUGAACUAUUAUAGAAUGGACAAGAACAUGCUUUAACUGCAAGACAACCCAUGUACUCCUCAGUUAGUUAGUGGCUUUGUGAAAAAUGGUGUAGAGUUAGGUAUGAUGUAAGUCAUAGUUUCUUGACCAUACAAUAGGUCUCUUUUGUGCACUUUUUAAGUGUUUCCAAUGCCAGCAAUGAACCUAGGAUCCAAGGCAA
Molecule: messenger RNA, 7185 nt
Organism: Alosa sapidissima (American shad)
Lineage: Eukaryota; Metazoa; Chordata; Actinopteri; Clupeiformes; Clupeidae
Gene: myt1b
Product: myelin transcription factor 1b
Exons: 23
Coding region: 380-4117 (1245 amino acids)
Biological process (GO): regulation of transcription by RNA polymerase II
Cellular component (GO): nucleus
Molecular function (GO): zinc ion binding; RNA polymerase II cis-regulatory region sequence-specific DNA binding; DNA-binding transcription factor activity, RNA polymerase II-specific
Source: RefSeq, a predicted model, not a curated record